This is a messenger RNA of Podarcis raffonei (Aeolian wall lizard), 3447 nucleotides long. It is a transcript of the gene PIK3R3, whose product is annotated as phosphoinositide-3-kinase regulatory subunit 3. The record is from RefSeq and is a predicted model, not a curated record. Lineage: Eukaryota; Metazoa; Chordata; Lepidosauria; Squamata; Lacertidae. The transcript is spliced from 15 exons. Gene Ontology annotation, molecular function: protein binding; 1-phosphatidylinositol-3-kinase regulator activity. The coding region runs from base 309 to 2501 and encodes 730 amino acids. Gene Ontology annotation, cellular component: phosphatidylinositol 3-kinase complex. Gene Ontology annotation, biological process: phosphatidylinositol phosphate biosynthetic process; insulin receptor signaling pathway.
AGCUGGGAACUGGCGGUACUUGUAAAGAUGACCGCAGAUUGAUGGCCUGAGUUUUGCAGACAGUUGAGCCCUCAGGGUUUGCUUGCUUCUGACAUCAUUCCUUUGUGAAACAAGGAGUUGUGUUCAGGGAGUUGAAACCAGGGGGAGCCAGUGGAAGGGCUACAAGUUUUUGCUUUUAAAAACCCAGGCAACUGCAGUUCUCUAUCCCAGCCCCUAGUUACCUCCUUCCAUCUUCUCCCAAUGCCUGUGAAGAUGCACACGACUGUCAAGUUUUUGAUGUAACUCGGGAGCCUCCCAGCUUUCUAGCCAUGGCCUCAGUGGAUGGAUUGCAGUACCGUGCUCUUUAUGAAUAUAAGAAGGAUCGGGAGGAAGACCUGUCUCUCUGUCCCGGAGACCUGCUCACCGUCAGCAGGGCAGGGCACGCCUGUGUGGACUAUAAGGAAGGGGAUGAGAGAAACCCCCAAGGUUGGCUUAAUGGCUUCAAUGAACGUACCAAGGAAUGGGGAGAUUUCCCAGGCACUUACGUAGAGUACUUGGGUCCUGUGAGGAUUGUGGCUGCCACGCCUAAAUCAAGGCCCAGACCACUGCCACCAAUGCCAACUGGGGCACCUUCCAGUAACAUAUGGGGACCUCCUGGGCAGAUGGAGUUUGUUGACUGGUUAAAUCUCCCUGAACAAGCACUGCUGGUUGUAAAGAGACUUGUUGAAGCAUUGGAAAAAGAAGGCUUAGAUAAUGAAGCCCUUUACCGAUCACCUCCCAGUUCCUUUUGCGACGCUCAGUUCAAGCAGCAUCUUCUGACAGACUUGGGAUCUGUUGAUCUGGACCAGUUUGAUGGGCAGACAUUAGGUGAAAUGCUCAGGCACUACCUUCAGGAGCUCCCUUGCCCCGUGAUUCACCCAGCAACUUACAGUGAAUUACUUUACAUAGUUCAAGAAACUCAGAGCCCAGAGGAGUGUGGUCAACAGAUAAAAUUGAUCCUAGAAUCUCCACGUCUCCCUCAAUGGCACAGACUCCUCCUGCAACACCUGACCAGGCAUUUCUGUAAACUGUGCCAGAAUGGCAGCAAGAAUCACUUCACACCCAGGAUGCUUGGAGAGGCCUUUAGUGACGUGCUUUUUAAACCAUCCCCAUCAAGCAUGGAACUGAAUCCAGAGCACCAUGUGAUGAUUAUUGAGGCUCUUAUCAUCGCUGGUGGAGUGUCAGAGAUCCAGGCAGCACCAGCUCUUCCUCCAAAGCCCUCCAAACCAAUAACUCCAGUAAAUACAAGUGGGAUAAAAGAGAAUUGCAGUUCAUCACUGCAGGAUGCCGAAUGGUACUGGGGAGACAUUUCAAGGGAAGAGGUAAAUGACAAAUUACGAGACAUGCCGGAUGGAACAUUCCUGGUGCGGGAUGCAUCAACAAAGAAACAAGGAGACUAUACACUGACAUUGCGGAAGGGUGGCAACAAUAAAUUGAUAAAAAUUUAUCACCGGGAUGGGAAAUACGGUUUUUCUGAUCCACUGACAUUCACUUCUGUGGUGGAACUGAUUAACCACUAUCACCAUGAGUCUCUUGCCCAAUAUAACCCUAAACUAGAUGUGAAGCUUAUGUAUCCUGUAUCCAGAUACCAGCAGGAUCAGUUGGUAAAAGAAGAUAAUAUUGAUGCCGUGGGCAAAAAGCUUCAGGAGUACCACACCCAGUAUCAAGAGAAAAGUAAGGAAUAUGACAGACUAUAUGAAGAAUACACCAGAACAUCACAGGAAAUUCAAAUGAAGAGAACAGCAAUAGAAGCUUUUAAUGAAACAAUUAAAAUAUUUGAAGAGCAGUGUCACACCCAAGAGCGAUAUAGCAAAGAAUACAUUGAACAAUUCAGAAGAGAAGGAAAUGAGAAGGAAAUUGAACGCAUUGCGAUGAAUUAUGAAAAAUUAAAAUCACGUCUGGGUGAAAUCCAUGAUAGUAAGCUGCAACUGGAACAGGAUUUGAAGAAGCAAGCUCUAGACAACCGGGAAACUGACAAGAAAAUGAACAGUAUCAAACCUGAUCUUAUGCAGCUGCGCAAAAUCAGAGACCAGUACCUUGUCUGGCUUAAUCAUAAAGGAGUGAGGCAGAAACGAAUAAACGACUGGCUUGGAAUAAAAAACGAAAAUAUUGAUACAUACUUUACAAAUGAGGAGGAUGAAAAUCUGCCACAUUAUGAUGAAACAUCUUGGUUUGUGGGAGAUAUCAAUCGCAUCCAAGCAGAAGAUUUGCUUUGUGGGAAACCUGAUGGAGCAUUUUUAAUUCGAGAAAGUAGCAAGAAAGGCUGUUAUGCUUGUUCUGUGGUAGCUGAUGGUGAAGUUAAACACUGUGUGAUUUACAGCACUCCAAGAGGUUAUGGGUUUGCAGAGCCAUAUAACCUUUAUACUACCCUAAAAGAAUUAGUCCUUCAUUACCAGCAUACCUCCCUUGUCCAACACAAUGACUCCCUCAAUGUCCGGCUCGCUUAUCCUGUCAACGCACAGAUGCCCUCCCUCUGUAGAUAAAUUCUAGGAGGGUGGAGUAUAGGUGAAGUGUUGGUUCUCGGAUUUCUUUUCUACAGUUUUUACUAAAACCCAGAGGGCAUUCUUUCUCCUUAAGACUGCUUGUUUUGCACAAGAAAUGAUUUGAUGAAUGUGAAUUGGAGACCUAACAGCAACAAAAUAAUAGCUUUGGGGUUGGUGCCCUGGUGCUACCUGAAGAUCAGCUGUGUUUUUAUAUAAGGAGACUCUCUCAUUUUCCCUAUAAGGAACAAGUUAUCUCUUUAAAGAUGCAUACAGAAAGAACUAAAAGCAAAACUUUUGCCAGGCACCAUCAGCGGAACUUCUACUUGGAUUUUGUUUUUCUGAGGUAUUAGUAAUGUCUUUCAGUCUUAAGCUCCAGGAAAAUGUAGGGAAAGUCUCUACUCCAGAAACUUCCCUGUUAAUUUUAGCAGCUUGGCUGCAAGUCAGACAAACUUACACAUGAGGGCUCAUCUUGAUGUAGCAUGGUAUUUGGUGAGAGGAGACCAAAGGAAUUAUGGGGAGAGUUUCAGGUUCUUAUUUAAAAGAAUAUCCUCAAGGAAAUAUUGCUUUAUAUUUUACCAACAUAGCAAAACUUUGGUUUCAAUAGUACUUACCGGUCUUCAAAUAAAAGAAACCAAAUUGAACCCACCAAAACUACUUUCAUUGCUGGAUUUGGGGGGGUGGGUAGAUUGCAUUUGCAAUCACACUUGCCAAAACUUGAAGAGAGAAAUAUAAAAGCUAAAAAGUCUUCUGUUGUUUUGAAAACUAACCUGACCUGAUGUAACUGCACCACUUCCCCCUUUAUUAUUUUCAAAAUGUGGUUCCUUUCUUCCAAGGAUGUCAGAUUUUGUUUUUAAAAGAUACUAAGCUUUGGAAUGUUAAGCAGAAUGAAGCUGGCACCUGGCAUGUUUAUAAGAUGCUAAACAAUGAAUUUUCUGUUUUAAAAACA